AUGAAUUAAUCGAAUGCUUCACACUCUUAACUGCUACUGCUGAAUUUAGGCAAACUGCCAUCAAACGCAUGAAUGGAAGCAAACUUGAAGAAUUUGCUCAAAAGUAUUCUGUCAAUUGUACUCUUUGUGGAAUGAUCAUUACUACCAACUUAGAUCAUGAAUGUAUCGUUGGCUAUAAUCUUGGACAAAUACAUUCUGAAACGGUACCCGAAACUUUAAUUAAUAAAGUAUUUUGGGAUAUACCCGAAAAGGUACAACAAGAUGAUGAAGCACGUCUUGCAGCAGUUGAAUUGUUGAAACCAAUUAAGAAUCCUCAAACAC
Funneliformis geosporum is the source of this 321-nucleotide messenger RNA. Lineage: Eukaryota; Fungi; Glomeromycota; Glomeromycetes; Glomerales; Glomeraceae. The record is from the annotation of a GenBank genome assembly.